AUUCAUCAGCAAAUGCUUACUAUAUUUCAUUCCUACACUUCGAACGAAAGCAGGGGUCUGGAACGUGUGUUGAUUGUGUCAGAAAUAAGAAAAACUGUAAAUUGUGCGAACCAUCGAAACUACCAAAAGAACAAUGAAAGAUUUUUCCGAAGUGAAAAUACCGGUACCUUGGGGUCAUAUUGCUGGGAAAUGGUGGGGUUCCACAACAGAGCAACCCAUUAUCGCCCUCCACGGCUGGCAGGACAAUUGUGGAUCCUUCGACAAUUUGGCGCCAUUACUGGCCAAAAAUGGUUUAUCCGUGCUGUGCAUCGACCUUCCCGGUCAUGGAUUUUCAUCACACUUUCCGAAAGGACAGAAUUAUUACAUUUUUUGGGACGGUGUCCACCAUUUGAGAAGAAUCGUAAAACAUUUCAAGUGGAGUCAAAUCACUAUAAUUGGACAUUCUUUAGGAGGCUGCAUAGGCUUUCUUUAUUCGGCCACUUUUCAGGAUGACGUGAAGAAGUUCAUUAGCCUUGACGCAGCAGGACCUUGCGGUAGGCUUCCUACAGAACAACUACUUGAUGACUUCGGAACCAGUAUAGACAAAAUUUUGAGCUACGAAAAUACUGUGGAUUUGCCUUGCUACUCUCGUGAGCAGUUACUCGAUAUUGUAGUUGCGACAUAUGAGGGAUCUAUAGACAGAGCAGGUUGUGAAAUACUUUUAAAAAGAGGUAUCAAAAAAGUUCCUCGCAAGGAUGGCUACAUUUUAUCUCGGGAUCUGAAACUGAAGGAUUCUUCACAGGAGUUCAUGGGAAUCAAUCAAGUACUAGACUUCGCUUCGCGAAUCACCUGUGAAGUUAUGAACAUAAAGGCCAACAGAUCUAUGGUUUUGCAUUACACAGAGUAUUAUUCGAUGAUUUUGGACGCAACUGAGAAGAAUGCAAAAAAAUUGGAGCGUCAUAUGAUUCCAGGAACAGGACAUCACUUCCAUUUAAUGGAUGCAGAUAAAGUGGCACCUCUCAUCAUUCAGUUUUUGACUUCCUAAUGAUGUUGAACAAUCACAAAAUUCCCAAGUUUUGACAAUGCUUUUAACGUUUUCUAUGAAAUGGCGGGUAAUAUUUAAUAUGUAUUCUCCUUACAAUAUCGAAAUAGGACUAUUAAAAAUUGGUCAGGGGUAGAAUUUCAGCUGCUUUCCAUUUAGCCAAAUGAUUGUAUGAUAGAUUUUACAAUAUAAACAUGAGGAUUCUGAAAAUGUCA
Molecule: messenger RNA, 1236 nt
Organism: Leptinotarsa decemlineata (Colorado potato beetle)
Lineage: Eukaryota; Metazoa; Arthropoda; Insecta; Coleoptera; Chrysomelidae
Product: probable serine hydrolase
Cellular component (GO): membrane
Source: RefSeq, a predicted model, not a curated record